CACGGACCUACGUUGUUAUCUGUACCAAGAGAGAGACUUGAGAAACAAAGCUGAAGCAACACACAAGGAGGAAGGUAGAAGACGAUAACCGCAGCAGAAAAGAAUGUCUGGAAGUUAUCAUGAUCCACGUGGUUUCUCUCCCGAGAGACUGUUGGAAGAUCUUCAAAUACAGUCUGUUGAAAACCAAAGGCUUUUCAAUGAUAAUCACAGACUAGCUGAACACAGAGUGCUUCUAGAGCGAGAAUUCGGUGCAGCUAAGGAAGAGCUUCACCGAAUGAAUCUCGCUGUUUCUGAACUUCGGGCUGAAUAUGAUCUUCAGUCGAGGGAGUUCAGUGAGAGAAUGCAGGACGAUACUCGUGCUAUGGAGUCUUAUAGGGAAGAGAUACGCCGGAUGAACCUCAUCAUUUCUGAUCUUCGUGCUGAACAAGAUCUUCAAUCGAGGGAGUUCUGUGAGAAAAGGGAGGAGGAUGCUCGUGCUAUGGAGUCUUAUAAAGAAGAGGCUGUACAGUUGCGUGGUGAAGUUCAGAAACUAAAUGAUAUAAAACGUGAACUUAGUGAAGAUGUUGAGAUACUUAGGAAAGAUUUGGUGAAAUUGCAAUCGGAUAACAAGCAGAUUCCAGGUUUGAGAGCUGAGCUACUAGACCUGCGGAAAGAGCUUAUGCACGCUAGAGGUGCUAUUGACUAUGAGAAGAAGGAAAAGUUUGAGCUUUUGGAGCAGCGGCAGGCUAUGGAAAAUAACAUGGUUUCUAUGGCGCGUGAUGUUGAAAAGCUACGAGCAGAACUUGCUGCUGUUGAUAGUAGGCCGUGGGGCUAUGGUGGAUCAUAUUUCAAUAAUAUGGAUGGCAGUUUCCGUGGUUCUUAUGGAGAGCAAAAUGGUUUUCUGGUACCCACUCAUCUUUGUGGACUUGUACUAUUAUAUGCCUCUGUAUUAUGUUUCUUGUCUCUCAUGGAUAUUCGGAACAGAUGCCGUCCGAGAGAAGAAUGA
This is a messenger RNA of Eruca vesicaria subsp. sativa (arugula), 985 nucleotides long. The record is from the annotation of a GenBank genome assembly. NCBI's taxonomy places the organism in Eukaryota, Viridiplantae, Streptophyta, Magnoliopsida, Brassicales, Brassicaceae.